AUGUCAAACCAGAACUCGGAGUCGACAGAUUGCGCAGAUGAGCGCCCAGCAUGGCAGGAGGAAGGGUUCAGUUCCCAUCAAGAAUGGCAAGACUGGCGAAACGAAUAUCUGGCAACCGAUAAUGCCUACCAUACCCAGGCGGAGGACCCAUCCCCUGAUGACAGCGAUGAGGAUGAGGGCUUCGACGAGGAGUUCGUUAGCGAGCAAGACUCAGAGGAUGAAGACGACGACGACGAGGAAUCAAAAAGCGGUGAGCCUGGAAAACACGUCGAGCCCGAAGACGACAGCAGCCCCGACGAUCGUUCCGAGGCUGCAGACAACGGCGAGCCUGGAGUAGACGAUACUUCAAAUGUCGACGACACUGUGCUCACUUCUAUUUACGGCUUCGCGCACGACAAGAACAAAGACUAUGCCCUCGUUGAGCAGUCAGCCCGUGGAGCUCUCAACGCUAUAACCAUAGCUCUUCAAGACAUCAUCAACAGGAGUCAGGCACAACAAGGUAACCCACAGAGUCUUGCGAAAGAGAUCGAGAGCGCCUUUGCCACGACUUUGCCUACGUAUUUGAGCGUUCAGGCAGUGCUCCAAGGUGGACACCAAGGUGUUGGGCGGCCACCUCCCCUCAGCGCCGAUUCUUCGCAGCGUAAUCAAUCAUUGAUCGGAACCUCUGCCGCCGUGUCUGUUCCACCCUCCCCGCCUCCGCCGCCACCGUCAAGGACCAGCGGUCUCGUAUCCUCUGCCCCGCAAAGAAAUGAAGUCAGCGCUUCGCAAGGAGACGAAGACGUCAACAGCGACAAUGAGGAGGAAGUUGAAGAGAUAACAACACCACAUCCCGACUAG
Alternaria novae-zelandiae is the source of this 837-nucleotide messenger RNA. RefSeq lists its product as uncharacterized. Lineage: Eukaryota; Fungi; Ascomycota; Dothideomycetes; Pleosporales; Pleosporaceae. The record is from RefSeq and is a predicted model, not a curated record. The transcript has 4 exons. Bases 1 to 837 code for a protein of 278 amino acids.